AUGAUCCAGGGUACCGCCAGAACAGCAUUGAAGACAGGUGCUUCCCGGUUUUUGAGCACCCCUCGUGUUUUCCAAAGGACGAAAGUCACGCUGCCCGAGUUGGACUGGGAUUUUGGUGCGUUAGAACCGCACAUCUCUGGCCAGAUCAACGAGUUGCACUACACGAAGCACCAUCAGACGUACGUGAACGGGCUGAACACCUCUGUGGAGAAGAUGUCUGAGCUAACUGAUCUGCUUGCCCGCGAACCCACCCCCCAGGUGGCCCGCGAAAUCAUCGCACUGCAACAGAACAUCAAGUUCCACGGGGGCGGGUACACCAACCACUGUCUCUUCUGGAAGAACCUGGCCCCCGAAAAGCAAGGCGGUGGCCAACUACCGGAGGGGCCCCUGAAGACUGCCAUUGAGAAACAGUUCGGCUCAUUGGACCAGCUGAAGACGCUGACGAACGGCAAACUAGCCGGGGUGCAAGGGUCUGGCUGGGCGUUUAUAGUCAAGAACUUGGACAACGGCGGGAAGCUGGACGUCGUGCAGACGUACAACCAGGACACGGUCACUGGGAACAUGGUACCGCUCGUUGCCAUCGACGCGUGGGAGCACGCCUACUACCUACAGUACCAGAACCGCAAAGUGGACUACUUCAAGGCCAUCUGGAACGUCAUCAACUGGGAGGAAGCCGCUAAACGGUUCGAGUCCGAGAAGAUCCUGUCGUAG
Huiozyma naganishii CBS 8797 is the source of this 711-nucleotide messenger RNA. RefSeq names its product superoxide dismutase SOD2 (gene SOD2). The record is from RefSeq and is a predicted model, not a curated record. The coding region runs from base 1 to 711 and encodes 236 amino acids. Gene Ontology annotation, biological process: superoxide metabolic process. NCBI's taxonomy places the organism in Eukaryota, Fungi, Ascomycota, Saccharomycetes, Saccharomycetales, Saccharomycetaceae. Gene Ontology annotation, molecular function: superoxide dismutase activity; metal ion binding. The transcript has a single exon. Gene Ontology annotation, cellular component: mitochondrion.